AUGGUGGAUGUAAGUAUUUUGGCCAAGGUCCAGUUUGAUCAAACCACUGAACAUAACCUCAAAGGCCUCAGCAUCUUCAACUUCACUGUCUCCAACUUCACUGUCUCCAACUUCACUGUCUCCAACUUCACUGUCUCCAACUUCACUGUCUCCAACUUCACUGUCUCCAACUUCACUGUCUCCAACUUCACUGUCUCCAACUUCACUGUCUCCAACUGUCUCCACUUCACUGUCUCCAACUUCACUGUCUCCAACUUCACUGUCUCCAACUUCACUGUCUCCAACUUCACUGUCUCCAACUUCACUGUCUCCAACUUCACUGUCUCCAACUUCACUGUCUCCAACUUCACUGUCUCCAACUUCACUGUCUCCAACUUCACUGUCUCCAACUUCACUGUCUCCAACUUCACUGUCUCCAACUUCACUGUCUCCAACUUCACUGUCUCCAACUUCACUGUCUCCAACUUCACUGUCUCCAACUUCACUGUCUCCAACUUCACUGUGUCCAACUUCACUGUCUCCAACUUCACUGUCUCCAACUUCACUGUCUCCAACUUCACUGUCUCCAACUUCACUGUCUCCAACUUCACUGUCUCCAACUUCACUGUCUCCAACUUCACUGUCUCCAACUUCACUGUCUCCAACUUCACUGUCUCCAACUUCACUGUCUCCAACUUCACUGUCUCCAACUUCACUGUCUCCAACUUCACUGUCUCCAACUUCACUGUCUCCAACUUCACUGUCUCCAACUUCACUGUCUCCAACUUCACUGUCUCCAACUUCACUGUCUCCAACUUCACUGUCUCCAACUUCACUGUCUCCAACUUCACUGUCUCCAACUUCACUGUCUCCAACUUCACUGUCUCCAACUUCACUGUCUCCAACUUCACUGUCUCCAACUUCACUGUUCCAACUUCACUGUCUCCAACUUCACUGUCCAUCUCCAACUUCACUGUCUCCAACUUCACUGUCUCCAACUUCACUGUCUCCAACUUCACUGUCUCCAACUUCACUGUCUCCAACUUCACUGUCUCCAACUUCACUGUCUCCAACUUCACUGUCUCCAACUUCACUGUCUCCAACUUCACUGUCUCCAACUUCACUGUCUCCAACUUCACUGUCUCCAACUUCACUGUGUCCAACUUCACUGUCUCCAACUUCACUAUGUCCAACUUCACUGUCUCCAACUUCACUGUCUCCAACUUCACUGUCUCCAACUUCACUGUCUCCAACUUCACUGACCGUGCCAUUUGUAUUAUAUGUAAAGAAAACGUGUCCGUGUUUAAAGAAUACAACCUUCGCCGCCAUCACGAAACCCGUCACAAGGAGUAUGCUAGCUUGAAAGGGGCAGCGAGAGAUGACAAAGUUCGGCGACUGAAAGGUGGUCUAGCAGCUCAGCAGGAUGCCCUGCUCCGUCAAUCACGGGCCAACCUGGCUGCUGUCCGAGCAAGCUACAAAGCAGCUAACCUACUGGCUAUUCACGGCAAGCCGUUCACGGACGGUGAAUUCGGGAAGGCUAUGAUGCUGGCUGUGUCUGAGGAAGUGUGCCCCGAGAAGACGGAUACCUUCAGAGGGGUGAGUCUCUCGGCACAAAGCAUGACUAGGCGAAUUGAGGAGAUGGGGGAAAACGUCCUUGACCAACUCAGAGAGAAAGCGAAAGAUUUUGUUUUUUUUGCUUUAGCCAUGGAUGAGAGUAAUGACGUGAAGGACACGGCACAGCUCUUGAUUUUUAUCCGUGGUGUUAACGCUCGUUUUGAGGUAUCAGAGGAGCUAGCAUCUCUGAACAGUUUAAAAGGGACAACAACGGGUGAAAACAUAUUCGCCGAAGUUUGCAAAACAAUGGACGAGCUUGGUCUGCAAUGGACGAAGUUUGCCAGUGUUACAACAGAUGGUGCGCCUUGCAUGGUCGGAUCGACAAGGGGGCUAGUAGGGCGCUUGAACGGCGAGUUCGAGGAGCGAGGUCUCGCUCCACCGAUUCAAGUUCACUGUUUGAUCCACCAGCAAGCGCUGUGCUGCAAAGUGUUAAAGUGGGCGUCCGUGAUGAAGGUGGUCCUGCAGUGUGUCAACUACAUCCGGAAAAAUGGGCUGAAACACAGGCAGUUCCAGGCCUUUCUCUCCGAAUUGGGGUCUGCCUACCAGGAUGUGCUGUACUACACCGAAAUUCGAUGGCUAAGUCGAGGCAAAGUAUUGCGCCGUUUCUACGACCUGCUGCCCGAAAUUAAUACCUUCCUCCAGUCUAAAGGUGAAACGGUACAGGAGCUGACGGACCCGGGGUGGAAAUGGGACCUCGCGUUUUUAACUGAUGUGACUGAAGUGUUGAACCACCUCAACCUACAGCUCCAAGGCAAAGGGAAUCUCAUCAGUGACAUGUAUUCCCACAUAAAAGCAUUCGAGGUCAAACUGCAGCUCCUUCUGCGACAGGUCCAAAAGCUGGACUUCACACAUUUCCCUGCCACCCAAAUGUACUGCGCCGAGAAACCAGCUGCCCCUUUCCCUGUCGCGAAGUGCAAGGAUGCCCUGGAGAUGCUGCAGCGAGAGUUCAGUGUGCGCUUCCGCGAGCUUCAUGUCAACAACAAAGACAUACGUCUGUUCCAGAACCCGUUUGCUGCUGACAUAGACGACGCACGUCCCUCUCUUCAGUUUGAACUAGCCGAGCUGCAGAAUUGUGAUGUCCUUAAAGACGCAUUCAAGCCUGACAGCCUACUUGAGUUCUAUGCUGCUCUACCAGAGUGCACAUACCCAAACAUCAAACAACAUGCUCUGAGGAUGUGCACCGCAUUUGGCAGCACCUACACGUGCUACACCCAGACAUCAGACUUCUCGCCAGCCAGAAGCAGGCACACAGUUCACACUGAUAGGUUUCCAGGCAGCAGGAGAGGGGACUGCAACUGCUGA
Knipowitschia caucasica is the source of this 2895-nucleotide messenger RNA. Lineage: Eukaryota; Metazoa; Chordata; Actinopteri; Gobiiformes; Gobiidae. The record is from the annotation of a GenBank genome assembly.